Rhipicephalus sanguineus (brown dog tick) is the source of this 759-nucleotide messenger RNA. RefSeq lists its product as uncharacterized. The record is from RefSeq and is a predicted model, not a curated record. The transcript is spliced from 2 exons. Lineage: Eukaryota; Metazoa; Arthropoda; Arachnida; Ixodida; Ixodidae. Bases 1 to 759 code for a protein of 252 amino acids.
AUGCCCCUCUCCACCGUUCUAUUCGCGCUGUUCUCGGCCGCCUCCGCCGGCUUCAUCGGCGGCUACGGUGGCUACGGCGCUGGCCUUGGUGCAGCAGGCAGUGGUGCUGGCUACGGUGGCGGCUACGGUGGCGGCUACGGCGGUGGUCUCGGGGGCGCCGUUGCUGCGGCUCCGGUCGCUGUCGCCGCGGCUCCGGCCGUUCCAGUGCGGAGCACUUCUUACAGCAACAGCGCAGGAGGCGCCGCGAUCCUUGCUGGAGGCGCAGUCGGUGGUCUCGGAGGCGCUAGCCUGGGUCUAUUCUCUGGUGCCGGCCUCGGCUACGGAGGAGGAUUGGGAGGUGGUCUUGGAGCCGGCGCUGGAUACGGAGUCGCCGUCGCUCGUCCCGCCAUCGCCGUAGCUCCAGCCGUGGCUGUGGCUCGGCCAGUGGUUGUGGCUCGCCCAGUGGCUAUUGCUCGUCCAGUGGCUGUUGUUCGUCCCGUCGCCAUUGCUGCCCCGGCCGUUGCUGCUGUUCCAGCCGUUGCCGUCGGAGGUGGUCUGGGUGGUGCUGGUGGUUUCGGAGGCCUCGGUCUCGUCGGUGGUGGAUACGGUGGCUACGGUGCUGGAUAUGGUCUCGGUCAUGGCGCUGGUGUCGCUAGGCUCGCUGUCGUUGGCGGCUACGGCGGCUAUGGUGGUGGCUACGGUGGCGGAUACGGCUAUGGCCACGGAGCUGGUCUCGGCAGGCUCGGAGUUACUUACGGUCAUGCCGCCAAGUGGUGGUAA